AUGGGUUGCGUCGCCUCUCGCGAGGAAGAACUGAACAAUAACGGUUCGAACACGCUUUGGAAAGCGUCUGGAGAAGAAGAAGAAUCACCAACAACAUCGAAUUCCAAUCUGUCCAAUUCUCAAAAGAAGGCGAAAAGUUUCCACGAAACCGUCCACUCGAAACUGGCGAAGAACACGUACUUCUCGGAAAACGACGUGGUCGUUUUGAAAACCUUAUUCGAUUCUGUCGCGAAAGAAGACGACGUGAUCGACGAGAGCGAGUUUAUCGAAGCGUUGUUCGGGAAGAAGAAACGGGAGGAGUGUUUAAUGAAUCAGAAGAAAGGACAACAGGGGAAGUUUAUGUUCGAGAGACGGCUGUUCGAGAAGUUUGACUCGAACCAGGAAGGGUACAUAUUCUUCGACGAGUUCGUGAGAACGUUGAACGUGUUUCAUCCUAGAAUGAAUACGAACGAGAAGGCGAAAUUUGCGUUCCAUUUAUACGACGUGAACGGGAACGGCGUGAUUACGAGAGAGGAGUUGAAAGAGUUAGUCUCGGCGGUGAUGAAACGGUCGAUAUUUUUAAAUCUCGACGAAGAGGCCAUCGAGAGAGUGUUGGAUAGCACGUUCGAACAGGUGGACAUCGAGAAAGAUGGGAGCAUAUCGUACGAGGAGUUUUAUAGGAUGGUGAAGGAGAAUAGGAAGUGCAUCGCGAAUAUGACCAUUCCGACGUUGACGACUUUAAGCACGGAGUAUCCGGAGUUUAUUUUCCUCCAGAGCGGAGGGUGA
Messenger RNA from Bathycoccus prasinos, 765 nucleotides. RefSeq lists its product with no specific name. The transcript has a single exon. Gene Ontology annotation, biological process: calcium-mediated signaling. The record is from RefSeq and is a predicted model, not a curated record. Lineage: Eukaryota; Viridiplantae; Chlorophyta; Mamiellophyceae; Mamiellales; Bathycoccaceae. Bases 1 to 765 code for a protein of 254 amino acids. Gene Ontology annotation, molecular function: calcium ion binding; kinase binding.